Messenger RNA from Dicrocoelium dendriticum, 899 nucleotides. NCBI's taxonomy places the organism in Eukaryota, Metazoa, Platyhelminthes, Trematoda, Plagiorchiida, Dicrocoeliidae. The record is from the annotation of a GenBank genome assembly.
GUUUCCAGCUCGUCUUCCGUGGUUCUCCUUUGGUUGCCAUUGGCUUGUUGUGAUUGUGCGCAUCGCUACCUGCUCGAUUCACGAUCGGAAUCUACGCAGACGUACACUCCGGCAUACCUCGCGAUCUACGGUCGUCUGACACUAAGACGCAUCAGGAUAUUCGAUAUGUGAGCCACUGGAAAUAGCAUAAUAUUCACUCGGACCAUUUCACUACAAAUAUCAGCGCGUAGCAUAUUAUGCAAGAGACUGAACAGCAAAAAACAACAUAUUCCAACGAACAAACAAUACAUGCCAACCGGCUUCCGGUGGUUCACGUGAAUUUGGAAGUACGCAACGGCAAACAUCUACCAACGGAGGCAUUUGCAAAACAGUGUAACCCUUGUGAAUAUGCGAAGACUUUCAUAUAUCCGACUUUACUUCCCGCUCUGGAGGCAAUGUUGCAUAAAGCCAAGGAACUAAAGUGCUUUGAGCGACGUCGAUUCGGAUUCAACGGACUGGACUUUCUCACAGUCUACUUAUUCUGUAAAAAUCCGUGGGUAGAACCGGGUCGAGAGCUUAUUUCAAAGCUGGAGGAAAUUCCCUGGGUAGCUACCGAGUGGGCCAUCCGGCCAAGAGCUCCACUACCCUUGAGCCUUCAGUGGACCGACGAUGAGGCGGCUACGAAAAUACAGUCGUAUUGGAGAGGUUACACAACACGGAAGGAUCCAGAAAUCCAGGAAAUGCGUCAGUGGCAGCAUGAGUGGAGAAUAUACAAUCGAUGCAAACAGGCUACCACAGCGUCUCCAGACCAGACGUAACUCUGUCAGAAGUCAGGCAGACAUGCAGCUGCAAGUAAUAGAACGACUUUGUCGGAUACCAAUUGUGCUUCCUAUCCGAGAAAUACAUCUAAAUGUCCGAGC